Messenger RNA from Spirometra erinaceieuropaei, 804 nucleotides. Lineage: Eukaryota; Metazoa; Platyhelminthes; Cestoda; Diphyllobothriidea; Diphyllobothriidae. The record is from the annotation of a GenBank genome assembly.
AUGCAGGACGCCUGGACUGCUCGCAAAGCUGAGGAGAUCGAAGGCUACGCGGACCGUAGCGAAUGGAAGAACUUCUUCUCUGCGAUCAAAGCUGUCUACGGUCCGCCGACGAAGGGCACUGCUCCUCUCCUCAGCGCCGACGGCAGCACUCUCCUGACUGAGAAGACGCAAAUCCUGCAGCGAUGGGCCGAGCACUUCCGAGGCGUCUUCAACCGCCCUUCCGUCAUCUCCGACGCCGCCAUCGCCCGCUUGCCGCAAAUGGCGACCAACGCGGACCUCGACCUCCCACCAUCUCUCCAGGAAACGAUCAGGGCCGUGCAGCAGCUCUCCAGCGGAAAAGCACCCGGAUCGGACGCAAUCCCUGCUGAGGUCUACAAGCACGGAGGUCCCCUACUGAUGGAUCACCUGACUGCGCUCUUCCAGGAGAUGUGGCGUCAAGGUGAAGUCCCGCAAGAUUUCAAGGACGCAACUAUCGUGCACCUAUACAAGCGCAAAGGGAAUCGCCAAGUCUGCGACAACCACCGCGGCAUCUCCCUGCUGAACAUCGCCGGGAAGAUCUUCGCUCGCAUCCUGCUCAACCGCCUCAAUAGCCAUCUGGAACAGGGCCUUCUGCCGGAAAGCCAAUGCGGCUUCCGUCGUCAUCGUGGGACCACGGAUAUGAUCUUCGCCGCCCGCCAACUUCAGGAGAAGUGCCAUGAGAUGCGGACCCACCUCUACUCUACCUUCGUGGACCUGACGAAAGCCUUCGACACGGUGAAUCGUGAAGGACUGUGGAAGAUCCUGCAGAAAUUCGGCUGUCCGUAG